CUAUUUCAGAUUUUACAUUUUCUCUGUCCUUCUACAUUUCAUAAAAUUUCCAUCGUCCUCCUUUUCUCCAGUCGCCGUCGUCUCCGUCAAACGAAAACCCUCGUUCCAAUUUGGCGCUCCAAUCUCCCACAAUCACUGCAGAGCAGCCGACCGAACCCUAGGGGUCUCGAAGAGCGCGCGGAGAGAGGAAGAGAGGAAUUGAGAAGAGAAGCCAUCGGAUCGUCAAUGGUGGGUCAACUGCGGAGUUGAAACUGGGACAUAGAUUGGAGUUGAGGCUUGUGUUUGAUGCUCCAAUGGGUGCCGCAGGCUCGAAACUGGAGAAAGCUCUCGGUGACCAGUUCCCUGAAGGCGAGCGCUACUUCGGCCUAGAGAAUUUCGGAAACACUUGCUAUUGUAACAGCGUCUUGCAGGCCCUUUAUUUCUGUGUUCCAUUUCGCGAACAGUUGCUGGAAUAUUAUGCAAAUAACAAAAAUCCUGGAGAUGCAGAGGAAAAUCUUUUGACAUGUUUAGCUGAUUUGUUUACUCAGAUAAGUUCUCAAAAGAAGAAAACUGGUGUCAUUGCCCCAAAGCGGUUUGUACAGAGAUUGAAGAAGCAAAACGAACUUUUUCGCAGCUAUAUGCACCAGGAUGCCCAUGAAUUUUUGAACUUUCUGCUGAAUGAACUUGUCGACAUACUGGAGAAAGAAGCCCAAUCUGCAAAAAGUGAUCCUGAAACUUCAUCACCGGCUGACAAGAUUGCAAAUGGGCCAAAGAAUACUCUGGCCAAUGGUAUUCAGAAAGAGCCUUUAGUUACUUGGGUGCACAAAAAUUUCCAGGGAAUUCUCACCAAUGAGACAAGGUGCUUGCGUUGUGAGACAGUAACUGCUAGGGAUGAAACCUUUUUUGACUUGAGCCUUGAUAUUGAGCAGAACAGCUCAAUCACUAGCUGUCUGAAAAAUUUUAGUUCCACGGAGACUUUGAAUGCCGAGGACAAGUUCUUCUGUGACAAGUGCUGCAGUCUACAAGAAGCUCAGAAGAGGAUGAAAAUAAAAAAACCACCUCACAUCCUGGUCAUCCAUCUGAAGCGAUUCAAGUACAUUGAGCAGUUGGGUCGGUACAAGAAGCUUUCUUAUAGGGUUGUCUUUCCACUGGAGCUGAAGCUGAGCAAUACGGUGGAGGAUACUGAUUCCGAGUAUUCGCUCUUUGCCGUAGUCGUCCAUGUUGGAAGUGGGCCUAACCAUGGACACUAUGUCAGCCUCGUGAAGAGUCAUAAUCACUGGUUAUUUUUCGACGAUGAGAAUGUGGAGAUAAUUGAGGAGUCUGCUGUGCAGACAUUCUUUGGAUCAGCUCAAGAGUAUUCCAGUAACACAGAUCACGGAUACAUCUUGUUUUAUGAAAGCCUGGCUACAAAUAACAAGAGCUAAGAGAUGUGGGGGAAUCUGCUUCCACAUCAACAUGGGAAUCCAGACAGACGAGCGGAGCGAGCUCCGAGGUAGAGGAGAUUUUGGUACUGGCCUAGUUUCAGGGUAAGUGGUUGAAUUGAGAGAUAUGUAUGUGUAAUCCUAAGAUGUUUUAUGAAAUUUUUGGGAUGUACAUGUAUAUAUUUAUGGAAACAGUAGAACUCUAGUAUUGUAUAUGAGGUUAAGGUAUAUUAUGUUUUUCGCUGCAUAGAUAGUAUGUAUUUAUGAGAGAUAUAUCCCCGAUACCCCACUUUAGAUCCGGGUU
This is a messenger RNA of Malania oleifera, 1704 nucleotides long. Its product is annotated as ubiquitin carboxyl-terminal hydrolase 4. The record is from RefSeq and is a predicted model, not a curated record. Gene Ontology annotation, biological process: protein deubiquitination. The transcript is spliced from 7 exons. Bases 294 to 1403 code for a protein of 369 amino acids. Gene Ontology annotation, cellular component: cytosol; nucleus. Gene Ontology annotation, molecular function: cysteine-type endopeptidase activity; cysteine-type deubiquitinase activity. NCBI's taxonomy places the organism in Eukaryota, Viridiplantae, Streptophyta, Magnoliopsida, Santalales, Ximeniaceae.